Messenger RNA from Bombina bombina (fire-bellied toad), 919 nucleotides. RefSeq names its product chromosome 3 C13orf42 homolog (gene C3H13orf42). The record is from RefSeq and is a predicted model, not a curated record. The coding region runs from base 1 to 795 and encodes 264 amino acids. The transcript has 3 exons. NCBI's taxonomy places the organism in Eukaryota, Metazoa, Chordata, Amphibia, Anura, Bombinatoridae.
AUGUUAAAAAAAAUCCAGUCUGUUCUUCACCCUAACUCAUGUAGUAGAGAUCUAGUUGCGACAAAUCCGUCUUAUAAUGAUACAGUCUCCCCUGUGCGGUUGGUCCGCAGUACCUCCAUGUAUGUGGUUGGCAAUGGUGGACAAACAUUUAGCGAAUCGUUGAAAAAAUAUAAAAGUACGACCAACAUUGAAAGCUCUGGUUGUUACCACUACAAAGAUGAGGACAGGGCAUGGAUGUUUGCCAAGACUCAAGAUUGUUUGCAAUAUCUUCAGGAUCUUUUAGCUUUAAGAAAAAAGUAUUUGAGCAGUCUACACAAUUUGAGGUCUAUGACUACACCCUCAGAGUGCUCCCCCACCUCAACAAAGUCUUCAAAAGGAGAGAAAAAAACACCAGCCCAACAAGCAGAUGUGUGUAAGGUAUCUAAAGACUAUACCAGAUCGCUCCCCAACUCUGAUAUUUUAGAUGCCAUAGCUUAUUUUGACUCCAUCAUUGCUGAAUUGGAUUCAGAGAAACGUACAAGGAUACCAAACAGCGACAUCAGGAAUGCAGAUGUGGACUUUGAUGUGGCUACCAGCAGCAGUGAGCAUAGUUUACAUUCCAACUGGAUACUGCGUGCUCCCAGGAGGCUUCCCGACGUCGCUGCCAGAGGGACAUCUGUUCAAAGUCAGAGUUGGCGAUUCAGUAAUGGAGCAAAGAACUUCAAGCGAAUAGAACGAUAUCCAAUCUAUUUACCGAAAGCUGUCGAAGGAGCGUUUAACACAAUGAAGUUUAAACCAAACUCCAAAACAAAAUAAUUUCUGUAGAUGAGAAGAAUUCUUUUUUGACAUAGGUGUGGCAUAUUAAUAUGUUUAUAGGACAAUAAAGCAGCACGUGCCACUCAAGAACCAUAGAAAUAAACAUACGCUUCAUUUACUGACU